UGCGCGAACACCAACCUCAACCCCUCAUUCUAAUUUCCCUUUUCUAUAAGGCCGUUCUCUAGGUAAGUCAUACUUGGGGCUCCCCGCGGAUGGAGGACGACGAUCACAUUCAGGAGUUCCCCUCCAUUCCCUUCCCUACCCGCAAGCCCAGAAUGCUGCGGGCAGCGCCAGUCUCUUUCCCGGAAACAGACCAAGAUAAGCCUCGGCCUCUGGCCGAUUUUGCCUCCGGGCUCAGCUGGCCAGGCGGGUUUGAGUCCGUUGCAUUUCAUUCCAUUUGCUUCAAGCUAACCUCGAUGUCUCCUGUGUCCCAGUCCAACAGAAUCUGCGUUUGUUUACGGCCCCGGUCUCUCUGUUUACCACGUCACUACCCGGCGAUCGCCGAAUCCCAAGUUUCCGAACAGACACGGUUGUCUCCCCCUCCGAUUGCAACAUUUCGAGUUCCACAGUCCCAACUUUGAUUUAAGAUGGCGUCGGAGCAGCAGCAGCAGCAGCAGCAGCAGCAUGAUAUUGGGGCACAAGUGGGGGAAGCUCCCCAGAGCUCGGUUAGCGCUCAGGUCGCAGAGGACUCCCAAGCAUCGGAUAACGACGGCGGAGAACGACCUGUUCGCAACAAGCUCAAAGAAACGUCCAUCACCUCGGUAAACAAGGCCGACGACGCCUGCCAGGAGGACAGCGAAACCAGCCGAGCGAGCAGCCGCGGCCGUAAGCGAUCUUACGACGAGGAUCAACCCGAGAAAAUGGAAGAGGACUCGGGUCAUCGCCGGAAGAGAUCGCGCGACUCAAAUACCGAGGAGGAGAAUACUGCUGCUGCUGCCACCACCACCGAAACGGAGUCGCAGCCAGCGGAGGACCUUCAACGCAAAAUUUUGAGCCCGAAGAAGAAACGAAGUCGCGAUCAGUUGGAUAAAGACGAGACGAAGCCGGCCGAGGCCACGGAGCAGGUCGAACAGUCGACCGCCGACAAAGAAGCCCCGACAACGGAGAAGUCCGCCGCUGAGGGCGAACCCGAGAAGAAGAGACAUCGGGAUGAUUCGCAGGAGCGGGAAAAGGUUUUGAUCCCCAGCGGUUUCGCCAACACUUCGUCUGUGUCACCUUUUGGUGUAUUGGGUGCGGGUGCCAGCAAACAAGAGUCCGCGGACCCCAGCGCAAAGUCCUCAGCAGCCUUUGCGGCAUCUGGCUUGGCGGCUUUUGCCAAAACCGAUCAGUCUCCUUUUGGCACUUUCGGUAGCUCAACCUCCUCUGUCUUCAAGUCGCAACCGCCUUCAGACGCCAGCAAGCCGGCUCCCACUGGAUUUGCCGCUGCGGCUGGUAAGUCCGGCUUCGCUUCCCUGGGAGCCGGGUUCGCCGGUUUCAGUGGUGGCUUUGGAUCCGCAGCCCCUAAGAGCGCGAUUACGAGCCUCGCUUCUCCCGUAACUCCCAGCGUUCUGGGUAGCAAGAAGCCCAGUGCUUUUGGACAGCCCGAGAAUGAAGAGGGCGAAGAAGGCGAUGCAGAGGAGACCAAUGCCGGCCCGGGCGAGUUUGAGCAAGACAAGACAGACGAGCGAUUUUUCGAGCGACCCAUUGAAACCGGAGAGGAGAACGAGAAGACGUACUUCUCGUGCAAAGCGAAACUCUUCCAAUUCAGCAACAAGGAGUGGAAGGAGCGCGGCAUUGGCACAUUCAAGGUCAACGUACGGGUGACGGACGGGGUGGAGGACAAGAAGGCGGCGCGGAUGAUCAUGCGCGCCGACGGAGUGCUGCGGGUGAUGCUGAACACGCCUAUCUUCAAGGGAAUGACGGUGGGCGACGCGACAGGACAGCCGCCCAAGUCGAAGCAGAUCCAUCUUGCUAGUCUGGAGGAGGGACGAUCAGUUCCGCUUUUGCUGCGGACGGGUAACGAGGAGUUGGCUAAAGAGCUGUACAAUGUGGUGAAGGAGCUGCAGUCGCAUCAGUAGGUUGCUGCUCUGAGGGGGGGCGGUUUGUUGCGGGGGAUGAAUUCGUCGAGGAGGGAAGAUUCACACGACUGGAUACAAGCGUUGGAGGGAGGUUGGUUACACACAUCUUGGAGGGCGAUAGACCCGGUUUGUGUGUAGGAUUCAAGCCUUGAUACUGUGGAUAGGUAUUGAUAAUGCAUUUUCCUAUGUUUUGUUGUUAUCGAAAUCGGGGGGCCAAUCGGGCCGUUGGAUGAGAU
Aspergillus saccharolyticus JOP 1030-1 is the source of this 2170-nucleotide messenger RNA. RefSeq names its product Ran-binding domain-containing protein. Bases 465 to 1934 code for a protein of 489 amino acids. The record is from RefSeq and is a predicted model, not a curated record. Lineage: Eukaryota; Fungi; Ascomycota; Eurotiomycetes; Eurotiales; Aspergillaceae. Gene Ontology annotation, molecular function: GTPase activator activity. The transcript is spliced from 6 exons. Gene Ontology annotation, biological process: intracellular transport. Gene Ontology annotation, cellular component: cytoplasm; nuclear pore.